This is a messenger RNA of Telopea speciosissima, 2626 nucleotides long. Its product is annotated as protein transport protein SEC23-like. The transcript is spliced from 3 exons. Gene Ontology annotation, cellular component: endoplasmic reticulum exit site; COPII vesicle coat. Gene Ontology annotation, biological process: intracellular protein transport; COPII-coated vesicle cargo loading; endoplasmic reticulum to Golgi vesicle-mediated transport. NCBI's taxonomy places the organism in Eukaryota, Viridiplantae, Streptophyta, Magnoliopsida, Proteales, Proteaceae. Gene Ontology annotation, molecular function: GTPase activator activity; zinc ion binding. The coding region runs from base 129 to 2480 and encodes 783 amino acids. The record is from RefSeq and is a predicted model, not a curated record.
CUUUCUGUUUUCUUUACUUCGAUAUAAUUCUUCUCCUCUACAAGUUCCACUAGUGAAUCCCAUGAACCCCUUAUGAAUUUUUAUUUUGGGGGAAGAUUUUUUGUCCCUUGAUCUACUGAUCAAUAUCGAUGGAUUUCGUUGAAUUAGAGGCGAUCGAAGGCCUUCGUUGGUCAUGGAGUGCUUGGCCGGCUUCCAGAUCCGAAGCUUCGGCUCUGGUGAUCCCUUUGAGCAUCAUGUGUACUCCAUUGAUGCAAUUCAACGAGCUUCCUCUUCUCCCUUAUGAUCCUCUUAUCUGCAAUCGUUGCGGUGGUGUAUUGAACCCUUACGCCCGUGUCAAUUACCAGUCCCGCUUGUGGGUUUGCCCGUUUUGUUAUCAAAAGACUCCAUUCCCUCGUUCUUAUACUGGAAUCGGGGAGAAUAGUAUUCCUGCCGAGCUUUUUCCGACUUACAGUACGGUCGAGUACCUUCAUGUUCGUAAGAACCCAUGUCCCACAGCAACUCCCAGUUCAAGCGCGAAUUGGGUUCAGAAUGGGUUUUCGUCCUCGUCUUCUUUGGUUUCUUCUUUUUCUUCGUCUUCGUUGUCUGGUGUUGAUUCACGAGUAAGUGGACCUGCGUUUGUGUUUGUCGUCGACACUUGCACUCCAGAAGAGGAACUUCGGGCGCUCAAGAAUGAACUGUCGCAUGUUGUGGCCCAGUUGCCAGAGAAUGCGGUGGUUGGGCUGGUCACUUUUGACUCCAUGGUUUGUGUUCAUGACCUUGGCUUUGCUGACUGCAUGAGGGCUGUGGUGUUUCAUGGCGAACGCGAACUCUCAUCUAAUCGGAUCCAGGAGUUAUUGGGCGUUUCCUGUCCGAAACAUGAACAAUAUGGAAAGUUGUCAGCCAUCCAAAAGCAGGGUUUUCUGCUUCCACUUUCUGAAUGUGAGUUCAACCUCACCACAAUAAUUGAAGAUAUCCAUUCUUCAGUGCAGGCAUUGUCUGGCCAUCGUCCUCUAAGAUCCACUGGAGUGGCUAUUUCGGCUUCCAUUGGACUCUUAGAAGCAUGUUUAUCCAAGACAGGCAGUCGAGUCAUGGUUUUCACAUCUGGCCCUGUGACUGUUGGCCCUGGGGUAGUAGUAGAGUCUGAUUUGAGCAAUGCUAUCCGGACCCACCGAGAUCUUGUUAAUGGUCAUGCUAAGUUGUAUGAGAAAUCCUGCAACUUCUACAAGCAGAUAGCUCUGAGGUUAUGUGACUCAUCUAUUGUCCUCGAUUUGUUUGCUUGUUCUCUCGAUCAAGUUGGAGCAGCAGAAUUAAAAGUCCCAGUUGAGAACUCGGGUGGGUUCAUGAUGCUGGGGGAGUCAUUUGAAUCAGAUCAGUUCAGAAAUUGCUUAAGACACAUUUUUAGUCGUGAUGCUGAUGGCCAUCUAAAGAUGUGCUUUGAUGCAACAGUGGAGAUAGUAACCACAAAAGAGGUAAUGAUCUGUGGUGCUCUUGGUCCCUGUGUUUCUCUUCGAAGAAAAAACAGUGCAGUGAGUGUGAAUGAGAUUGGCCAGGGGGAUACCAAUUUGUGGAAAUUGGGCGCACUUACAAACAAGACAUGCAUCACAUUUUUCUUUGAAGUGGGUGAUGAGCAGAAAAUACCACCAGGGUCAGCAUUCUUCGUCCAGUUCAUAACUCGGUACCGGGAUGGGAGCAUGGGACUUCGUUCACGAGUGACAACUGUAGCCAGAAGAUGGGUUCAGACCCGCUCACCAGAAAUUGCCUCUGGGUUUGAUCAAGAAACAGCUGCUUCAGUCAUGGCCAGACUUGCCAUCCACCGAGCUGAGCGUUUUUAUGCUCGAGAUGUUAUCAGAUGGCUUGAUAAGACACUGAUUCAAUUUGCCUCCAAGUUUGGGGACUACAUUCAGGAAGACCCAUCUUCGUUCCGAUUGGCUUCCAACUUCUCCUUGUACCCGCAGUUCAUGUACUAUUUAAGGAGGUCACAGUUUAUUGAUGUCUUUAACAGCAGUCCUGAUGAAACUGCAUUCUUCCGGCUGAUGCUUAACCGGGAAGGGGUGACUGGGUCUUUAAUAAUGAUCCAGCCUACCCUUUUUCAGUACUCCUUUGAUGGGCCUCCAGUUCCAGUCCUCCUUGAUGUUAGCUCCAUUUCUCCAGAUGUAAUUUUGCUUUUUGAUUCGUACUUCAUUGUGGUUAUUCACUAUGGAUCUAAGAUAGCACAGUGGAGGAAGCUUGGUUAUGACAAGGACCCAAACCAUGUGAACCUGAGAAAACUGAUAGAAGCUCCAGAGAUCGAUGCAGCUCAACUGGUAGCUGAGCGCAUUCCCGUACCCAAACUUAUAAAGUGUGACCAGCACAGCAGCCAGGCAAGGUUUUUGCUUGCCAGGUUGAACCCUUCUGUUACUCAAAAGUCCAUGUACACAGUUGGCUCGGAGUUCAUAUUUACAGAUGAUGUAAGCUUGCAGGAAUUUAUAGAUCAUUUGCAAGCCUUGGCAGUACAAGGGUGAAGAAGACAGUCUAUUUUGCAUGGAGGUCUGCCCUUUUUAUUUUUUAAUUAUAAAUCCUUGUAUACUGCUUUGGAGAGUGAAAUUGUAGAUGUUCAUUUGUAUGAUAGUUUUCUGGUUCUUAUUGUUUACUGCUGUGUGUCAGUACU